This is a messenger RNA of Setaria italica (foxtail millet), 1706 nucleotides long. Its product is annotated as transcription factor MYB2. The coding region runs from base 311 to 1267 and encodes 318 amino acids. Gene Ontology annotation, molecular function: sequence-specific DNA binding; DNA-binding transcription factor activity. The transcript is spliced from 2 exons. Gene Ontology annotation, cellular component: nucleus. NCBI's taxonomy places the organism in Eukaryota, Viridiplantae, Streptophyta, Magnoliopsida, Poales, Poaceae. The record is from RefSeq and is a predicted model, not a curated record. Gene Ontology annotation, biological process: regulation of DNA-templated transcription.
UCUUUCUUUCCCAAGUCCACAACCAGCAGCCUACCUCCCCUCCUCCUGGUCGGCUCCGUCUAUAUAAGCCCCCGUUCCCCCUCCUCUCCCGCCCACUUCAUCAUCGCACUCUUCUUCUUCCUUCUCUCCCGCCUUCUCCUCUCGGCAGCAGCUGCCACCUAGCUCUUCAAACUCAAAUCCUACUCCCACACACUGGUCCAGCUCGCCUGCGAGCUCGAGCAGCGAUAUCCUUAUUCAGUUGAUCGAUCCACGAUCAGCGCUGAGAGAGAAAUCAAGCAGGGGAGUGAUCUCGAGAGAGAGAAAGAACCUGAUGGACAUGGCGCACGAGAGAGACGCGAGCAGCGAGGAGGAGGUGAUGGCCGGCGAGCUCCGGCGCGGGCCGUGGACGGUGGAGGAGGACCUCCUGCUGGUCAACUACGUCGCCUCGCACGGCGAGGGCCGCUGGAACUCGCUCGCCCGAUCAGCAGGGCUGAAGCGCACCGGCAAGAGCUGCCGCCUACGGUGGCUCAACUACCUCCGCCCCGACCUCCGGCGCGGCAACAUCACGCCGCAGGAGCAGCUGCUCAUCCUCGAGCUGCACUCGCGCUGGGGCAACCGCUGGUCCAAGAUCGCGCAGCAUCUCCCCGGCCGCACCGACAACGAGAUCAAGAACUACUGGCGCACGCGCGUGCAGAAGCACGCCAAGCAGCUCAAGUGCGACGUCAACAGCCAGCAGUUCAAGGACGUCAUGCGCUACCUCUGGAUGCCCCGCCUCGUCGAGCGCAUCCAGGCCGCCGCCGCCGCAGGGGCGCCGCAGCCGCAGACCGGCACCGCGGACACGCCCCUGUCGUCGUCGUGGCAGCACGGCGCCGACGACGGCCUCUACGCGUCGCCCGGCGACGCCUGCUGGCCCGCGGAGUACUACUCAGCCGCCGGCGAUCACCAGCUGUUGAACAACCCCGCCGUCCCGGAGCUGUCGAGCACCACGGCCGGGUCGUCGUCUCCGUCCUCGGACUCCGGCGCGGGGGCACAGACAUGGCUCGCACCCGUGGGUGAAGCGGAGUGGUUCACCACCGCCUGCGACGCCUCCAGCGCCGCCGUGGCCAUGCACGACACCGUCCUGGCCGGUCACCAACAGCAGCAGCAGCCGUGCCUGCUCGGGGAGACGUGGACGUCGUCGGAGCUCCCGGAGCUCGGCGUCGCGGACUUCGAGAUCGGCAGCUUCGACGUGGAGAGCAUCUGGAGCAUGGACGACAACUUGUGGUACACGCAGACGCAGGGCGUGUGAACUGAUGAAGCCAGCACGGCGGCGUGGCGCUCCACGGCAUCGGCGGUGGACACCUGCGUGUUGGAUACGAUCAACCCCCGGGGACGCCCAGAGCAGAGCUAGCUGAGAAACGGAUUAGAAGAAGGAGAGAGAUUAUUUGGAGGAUUAGAAGACGACGACGCGACGAUUAAUCUUUGUUCGGCUCAAGAUUCAGUUCUUGGACCCCUUGCCUUGCCUCCGGGACUAUUCCACUCCAGUUCUACACCGUUUCUUAUUAAUUUUAUUUUCUUGUCUUAAUCCCCUAGCGGCUAGGGUAUAUACGCAAAAAAAAAAGAAAAAGGAAAAAAAGCGUAGCUGUUGUAGUGUAAGUGUCAAGUGUUUGUACGUGGCCCGUCUAAUUUUACUCAUUCUUUUUGAGUAAAUACAUAAAUAUAUAUGAAACUGAAGUUACUGAACUAUC